Molecule: messenger RNA, 684 nt
Organism: Penicillium chermesinum
Lineage: Eukaryota; Fungi; Ascomycota; Eurotiomycetes; Eurotiales; Aspergillaceae
Exons: 1
Coding region: 1-684 (227 amino acids)
Source: RefSeq, a predicted model, not a curated record
AUGCAGUACAGAUGGGUUGCGAGUACCUUAUUUGCAGCUAUUGGGAUUGCCUCCCCCGCUCCCCAAAUCCCAGAUCUUUCGAACCUCAUCCCCACCAGCAUUGAACAGAUCCUCCAAACAGCUAUCCCCACCACGUGGGCCGAUGCCUUUGCUACUGAUCGGGCCUUCUUCUCUUCUGCCGUCAGUGCAAUGCAGUCCGGCAGCUAUCCUGACUGGGAAAGCUCACUGCCCACCGACAUGAGCGGUUUCUUCACAUCUGAAGUCCAGGCUGAAAUCUCCAGCCUGACCGUUUCUGGAGGCUCCUUCGCUGGUUCUUAUUUCUCGAGCCUUCUGUCCUCGGCGACGGCUACUCAGAUGAACACUGCGGUUACCACUGAUGCUUCCAUCAGCGGCGCUUCUAGCUCCGGUGUUUCUACCUCUGAUGCUUCUAUCUCUCGUUCCUCUAUCUCUGGUUUUUCUAGCCCAGGUGUUUCUAGCUCCGGUGCUUCUAGCUCCGGUGCUUCAUUCGGUCCCUCAUCCAGUAACUCUAAGAUGACAAUGACUGACUCUCCCUCUCAAUCUGUAACUGCGUCAUCUACUGCUACGACACAGAGUUCUUCUGCCGCAUCUACGCAUGCUUCUGGUAGAGCUGCCAUUGGUCUUGCUGGGGUUGCUGGAAUUCUUGGUAUCGCAAUCGCCCUUUGA